AUGAAUUAAGACAUUUAUAUCAAAAAACAAUGGUUCAUAAAGAGUCGAGAGGGGAAGGUCGAGGAUUAUUACAUUUUGGACACCAAAGAACUCUCUUCUGGUUCGUUCGGGAAGGUUUACUAAGCCAAGGCAAAACUCUUGAAAAAUGAUCCGAUGAGAGCUGUGAAGGUGAUUCCCAAAAGACUGAUUGAAAACAAGGACAGAUUCCUUUAGGAAGUAGAGAUUCUGAGAAAUCUGGAUCAUCCAAAUAUUAUCAAGCUGUACGAGACUUUUGAAGAUGUUCGCAACAUCUAUUUGAUCAUGGAACUUUGCACUGGUGGCGAAUUAUUCGAUUAAAUCGUUACUCAUGGCUAAUUAAGUGAGAAGGAUGCACAACAAGUGUUCAUUCAAAUCAUGAGAGCCAUCUCCUAUUGUCACAGCAAAGGCAUAGCUCAUCGCGAUUUGAAACCUGAGAAUUUCCUCUAUUACGAUGACAAACCAGGAAGUCUGUUGAAAGUCAUCGAUUUCGGAUUGUCUCGUGUCUUCAGACAAUCAGGUUAAUAGGAGAAAUAAAUCAUGAAGAGCAGAACUGGCUCAACCUAUUAUAUAAGUCCAGAAGUGCUCGAUGGUUAAUAUGAUGAAUUGUGCGAUAUCUGGUCAGCUGGAGUCAUUCUCUUUAUUUUGUUGACAGGAAUACCACCAUUCAAUGGGAAUAGCGAUGGAGAAAUCGUUAAACAAAUCAGAACAGGCAAGUUGAACCUCGAUAUAAAGGAGUUGUAGGUUGUCUCUGAAAGUGCCAAGGAUCUUAUUUAGAAAAUGAUUUGCAAACAUUCUCAAAGAUUGAAUUCUUCACAGGUCUUAUAACAUGAAUGGCUACAAAAUCUCAGUUAGAAUGAUUUAAAAUUAAGUCUUAAUUUUGAUUCGUUAAAGUAAUUCACUUAACAAAGCAAAUUGAAAAAAAUUGUGUUAGCUUAGAUUGCAACUCAAGUAAGUUUGAAUGAGAUUGCAGAACUUAGCAAAUUAUUCUAAAGUCUAGACAAAGAUGGGAAUGGACAAUUGAGUUUUGAGGAAUUCAAAAAUGGAUUCAAGGAAAAGAAAAAUGAUUUGUUGCAAUACUUCGAAGCUAUUGAUACUGACUCAUCAGGGUCAAUCGAUUAUAAUGAAUUUAUAGCAGCCAUGAUGGAGAGGACGUUCUAUUUGAAAUAAGAUAAAUUGUUGCAAGCUUUUCAAACUUUUGAUCUAGAUAACGAUGGCAAGAUCACUGCUUAAGAAUUGAAAAAAGUACUCGGAGACAACGAUUAUUAUAAUAAGAUUGAUUCUAAGUUUUGGGAAUCCUUAGUCAAGGAUGGAGACUUUGAUGAAGAUGGAAAAAUUGACUAUCUGGAAUUUGUUGAAAUGAUGAGUGAUUUAUGA
Molecule: messenger RNA, 1392 nt
Organism: Paramecium tetraurelia
Lineage: Eukaryota; Ciliophora; Oligohymenophorea; Peniculida; Parameciidae
Exons: 7
Biological process (GO): protein autophosphorylation; peptidyl-serine phosphorylation; intracellular signal transduction
Cellular component (GO): cytoplasm; nucleus
Molecular function (GO): ATP binding; calcium-dependent protein serine/threonine kinase activity; calcium ion binding
Source: RefSeq, a predicted model, not a curated record